AUGGGUCCUGCCGGCUUCGACCCCACGUAUUACCCGGAAUCCGAGCGAUUUCGCGCUCGCGAGACCUACUCAAAUGCGAAUCCCGCCCCCGUUGCGCCGAAAAGAUUUUAUAUUCCCAAUACCCGAUGGACCUGGGUCUUUGCGAUCGUGACGCUCGUUCAAACGGUCGUGACACUCGCUCUCGAAUGUUAUGUAUUUGCCAACUUUCAAAUCCAAGAAAAGCCCAACGACAUUCCUGCCUCCAAAACAAUCCCCACCUUCCUCGCCCUUUACAGUUUCGGUUUUAUCUACGAGCUCGUGCUGGUCUAUGAUGCAUUGCGCAUGAAGAACACCAUUCAGAUCAUCGGCCUUUGCAUGUGUAACGUGGGACUGCUGAUCUAUGGAGCGGUCCAGGUCAAACAGAUCAACACCGCAGUCAAUGAGCUCACCUAUCAAGAUUAUAUCAAGCCCGAGGUUUGGGGGCAAUCGAAGCCAUUCUUGAUCGUCAUCCCCUGCAUCGUGGGAGUCGGGAGCGUUCUGAUGACCUUCGUCGCUUGGAAACUCUAUGAUGAGUUCGCUUGGACAAUCUACAAACAUAUCAGUGCCGAUCUUCGCAUGAAGCGUCGGUACCUGACAUACCAGAUCUAUAUUGCGCUGCUGAAGUUCGAUUUCUUCUUCUUCCUCGGUUUUACUAUUCAGUUUCUGGUCAUUGUCUCGUCCAAUAAGCAUGAUGCGGAGUUUUAUCUUACCAUCAUUGCCGUUCCGGUGACAAUUAUUAUCCUGGCCUUUGGCGCCUUCUUUGUCCGCCGGGAAUCCACUGCAGGAAUGAUCGCUAUCAUCCUCCUCUUCUUUGCUGCUAUGGCAUACUUCAUCUUCAAGCUGUUCCGUAUGUACGCGCAAGCAACUGCCCAGAUGUACAUCGCCGCACGGCCGUCGAUGACCUUCUUCGCCAUCAUCACCCUGAUCCUCAUCGUGAUUACCAUUAUCAACGCGUGCAUGUGCGUCAACAACUUCCACCACGGCCUCAAGCCCCAUAUCCAAAACAAGAAGGUACGGGCUGAGGAGAAGUCGACCGAGCUCUCCAAUGUUGAGGGCCAGGUCCCCUCCCGAAUGAUGAUCGAUUGA
Penicillium waksmanii is the source of this 1104-nucleotide messenger RNA. RefSeq lists its product as uncharacterized. Lineage: Eukaryota; Fungi; Ascomycota; Eurotiomycetes; Eurotiales; Aspergillaceae. The record is from RefSeq and is a predicted model, not a curated record. Gene Ontology annotation, cellular component: Golgi apparatus. Bases 1 to 1104 code for a protein of 367 amino acids. The transcript has 4 exons.